UGCCUCGCAUCUGAAUAUGGCAGGUAACAGCAGCUGCUGUGUGUGGACGCUGUGGUUUUCUCGUGCUGGUGAGAGGGUCUAUUUAUUUACAGUAAAUACAGUCAGAAUGCCACUUACCUGUAAACCCGAUUUUCGAGCCGUAGUAAAGACAUUAUAAGAAAUGGUUGUCCUUGAAACUAGAAAUAACCAUUGAAAUCCACCCUCGGAAAAUCCAGACAACUCGAUACUGCUUUACCAAAGAGUUAAAAGAAAGGGCACCUUUGCUGGUCGUAAGUACAGUUAAUAAGACUGAUUAAAAUGGAUUGUGGAUUAAAGUUAAUGAAGUGUGUUUGGCUCCCGUGUUUUUCCAGUUGGCAGAGUUUGCGUGUUGGAAGGGUGUGUUAAGGAAACCUUGGUGAACUGCGACAGUGAACACACUCCAUGUUGCAUUGGCGGUGGAGGGAGUUUUUUCCUUGACCGUAUAUGGGCGUCGCCAGUUACGCUAGCAUUUACUCGCCAUCCCUAGACACAUUUGAGAACGUAGUGACGGGCUGUGCUCUUGAACCGUUACAGUCCCUGAGGUGUAGACACACCCACAGUGCUAUUUGGGAGGGAAUUCCAUGAUUUUGACCCAGUGACAAUGAAGGAACGGCGAUACGUUUCCAAGUCAGGAUGAACAAGAUUGAAAGCAGCCGUGUCUCAUGAUCAACUUGGAAAGCUGCUGCUGCAAUGAGAUGCUACUGGAAGCGAUCUGUCACUACUCUUGGCCUCUCCCUGCUUCUUUGCCUCCUUGUGUAUUUUUGUAUAAAGGAGGAAGAGGGGAGUGCACUGGAAGAAGAAGAAAGGCGAUUGGCCAAAGAAAUAGCCGUGCAGCAGCUAUAUUCUGAGAGAAAUGUGCAGAACUUCAGGGAGCUGAUAAAUUUUUCUUCGCCCAUUAACAUCAGCUAUCAAUUUUUGGCAGGGUACCCUUUAUUAAAAAAGAAAUACAUCACAGUGGGAUUGUCUUCAGUCAAGCGAAAGAGAGGAAAUUACCUUCUUGAGACAUUGAAGUCCAUAUUCAAACAAUCGACUAAUGACGAGCUGACUGAAAUGGUGGUGGUCGUCCAUUUGGCAGACUUUGACAUGGUGUGGAAUACGCAGGUGGCUCAGGACAUAGCCACAAAAUUUGCCCACCAUAUCAUCUCAGGCCACUUGAUCAUUAUUCAUGCCCCAGAAUUAUACUACCCACCCCUCAAAGGCUUGAAAAGGAAUUAUAAUGAUCCAGCUGAUCGCGUGACUUUCAGGUCAAAACAAAAUGUAGACUAUGCUUUCUUGCUCAACUUUUGUGCAAAUUUAUCAGAUUAUUACAUAAUGCUAGAAGAUGAUGUUCAAUGUUCCCACUCUUUCUUAACUGCAAUUAAGAAGGUUCUCGCUUCAAAAGUGGGCUCCUACUGGGUCACACUGGAAUUUUCUAAGCUGGGCUACAUUGGAAAACUUUACCACUCAUAUGACCUUCCAAGACUGGCCCAAUUUCUACUGAUGUUCUACCAAGAGAUGCCAUGCGACUGGUUAUUAACUCAUUUCCGAGGCCUUCUCACACAAAAAGAUGUCAUUCGUUUUAAGCCUUCCCUGUUUCAACACGUUGGCUAUUAUUCUUCUUUCAGGGGGACCGAGAAUAGAUUAAAAGAUGAUGACUUUGAAGAAGAUUUCUUUGAUGUCCCUGACAACCCACCAGCGGCAAUCCACACAAGCCUCAAAGUUUUUGAAAACUAUGACCCCAGCAAAGCCUACAGUAAUAGCGAAGAGUACUUCUGGGGAAAAUCACCCACUACAGGAGAUUUCUUCACUAUUGUGUUUGUAAAGCCGAUGAACAUUAGUAGAAUCCAUGUAGCCACUGGCUCAGAAGACAGACAUGGCGAUAUUCUUCAUUCUGGGAUUGUUGAAGUUGGGAAGCAUCCAAAAUUGACACAAAAGGGGAAGGAUUGUUCAGAAUAUGUUAAAUUAAAAGAAUUUCAAAAUGGACUGUUUGAUCAAAAAGAUAUAGGAGCCAUUGUGAACUUUAGUGUGGAAUGUGUGCGAAUAUACAUUACAGACAGCCAAAAAGACUGGCUAAUUAUUCGCAGCAUUGGUGUCUGGGCAAAGCAAGCCACCUUACUCUAACUGUACCACUCUGGUCAUUCCCUCCUUGGUGACCUGUAUUGAGUUGGCUUUCUGUGUGAGUAUCUCAUCGGUGAUCUUGCAGAGCUUGUCCAGCUGGGUAGUCCAACAGACAUCCUCAGUGAUAUCUUAAACCGACCCCAGUUGUCAGCAUUGUUCAGUGGUUAGGGGAAAACCCAUGAAGACUUUCCUCUCAUCUUGUCCAGGGAAUAUCAGUUCUGUAGUUCUGAAAAGAGCUAAAUAAUAAGUAAUUAAGCACUUUCCAGAUGUAUAUGAUCUUUCAAUGUACCAUCAAAAAUCACUUGCAAGUGGCAGGCUACCUGCAAGUUCGCCAUUAUAACAAGCUGUUUGCUCAUUUCCCAGUUUAUUAUGCAGCACAAUUGCUAGUUUGAGAAAGAGUGAAAUUUUGUGUUCUGUGCUAAUAUAUCAGCCCAGAAUUAUGAAAUCAGGUUAAUCAGGACAUCAGAAUGUCAUGGUAUUCAUUGGGCGGGUUUCUCCAGCUCUCCAUCUUUUUCUCUGAAUAAUGUGAUGGGUUAUGAAAGGAUGUGACUGGGUCAGAUAGAAAAUGCCAGGAAGUAUGUCAAUUCAACUUCAAAGCUCAUGUGAAAAUUUUAAAAAGCUCUCCCCAAAAUACUGUGAGCAUCUAAUCACUUCUGAAUCAAAUAUUAAUAAGCACAAUGAUAAUCUGAUGUAUAAAUAAAUUCAAAACAUCAUUUUUGAACAAAAACAGUGACUGCCAUGUUCUGAUCAAAUGAAUGUUAGAUCACUGUGCCUAUCUUUUCAGCUAUAAGCCAUCAAGAGUUAAACUCUCUAAUUAUCCACAAAAGGGGGACAUUCUGAUACAAGUUCAGGUUUAUUGUUAUUCAACCUCACAUAUUUAUAUAGCUAAAUUAAGUAUUGUUCUUCGUGGGGCCAAGGUAUGAGGUAAACACAGUACAUAUAGUCACCCACAGCACAGAGAGUCACAAAACAAAAUUAGCACAAGUCUCUGAGUGGCAUAGCCACGAGAUUGACAUUCCUACAGGCUCACAACAUAAGGAAGGACAAUAAAGUGGCUGUUUGAGUGUGUCACUUAUCCUAAUAUGACUAGCCAUGGCUAGAAAUGUCCCCAACUCAGUAUCUGAGUCUUAAGUUAUAAAUAAAUUAUUUCUAGGGGCUAUUUGAGGGAGAUUGAAACUAUUUUGUUCUUUAUGAAUGAUCUUACAAUUCCUCAUCAAAUGGUUCUGGGUGUGCUUUGCCUUACCUUAGGAAGAGGGAAAAUGGCCUUUAUAAUAGGUGUAAAUAUCUGAAAAAAUUAUAUAUACUUUGUAUAAGUAUUUGCGCCAUGAUGCAAAGAAUGCCUUGAUGUUAUAUUCCAUAAAUAAUGCGAUCAUUGCUGUUUUCAAGAUAAGUUUGCAUAUUAAGAUCUUUAUUCAUGAUAUCCUGUAAAUAAGGAAUUGUUUACUUGUGCUUUUUUAAUUAGAAGUGUGGUUCAAAUAUUUGGAUAUUAAAUGCAGCUAUGGUUUAUUAAUGUUAGAUAUUGCUGCAUUGUAUGAUGGUUAACUUUUUCAAGAUGAAUCUUAGUUUAAUUUUUUACUAUUCCAUGGAGAUGGAUUCAGACCAUUGUAUCUGUCAAUCAGUAGAUAUACAGUAGAUAUUGCUUUCAUUUUUGCUGCUGGUCAGAAAUACAAAAGAUGCUUCAGACAUGUGAAGUAUCCUGUAAGUGGAAGUGACUAGGAAUUGACGAUCAAAUCACAAAAGAAAGUGUGCAGAUGCUGGAAACCUGAGCAACACACACAAAAUGCUGCCUGGCCUGCUGAGUUCCUCCAGCAUUUUGUGUGUGUGUGUGUGUGUUGAGGCCUGUUUGUACCCCUACAAGAAGGUUCCAAGAUCAGCUCAUUAUUGUGGUAACCAAAGUGAUGGUUACUUAAUUCCUUUCAAAACUUGAUUACAUCUGCUCAUGCAAGCAUUAUCAGAUGUUCAGUUUCUCAGAUCUAAUUAUCCAGCAGUGGACUUAUAACCAUGCUGAUGAUUAUUUAACAAUUGAUCUAUGUCACCAAACUAAAUUAGAUCAUUUUUAUCUCACUUUUCUAAGCUCUGCACUGCAGGGAAUGGGAUUUCCACAUAUCACAUUCACAGAUCUGUUGCAGUCUAAAUGACCUAACUCAUUGCUAUGAUCAGCUGACCCUUCAUGAUCACCAUACUUUUCAAUGGCUUAAGUGACUGAAGGCAAAUUAGAUUGAAGUUUGUUUAGCUGUUCUGUGGUGAUAUCAGAUUUCAAAUAUCUUCAAAGUUACUUUUAAAGGAUCACCCAGCACAGGAAUGGGGCCCCCUUCAGCCCAUCUCAUCCAUGCCAACAGUGAUGUCUAUCUGCUCUAGAAUAGACUGCCAGGGAGCCACAUAUGGGGAGCUAGUGAAAAUCUCAGGUGAUUUACAAAGCAAUUAAUGCUCAGAGGAUUGAUAGUGUUUACACUCCAGGCUUCAAACCCAUUUUGUGAAGAAAUCCAAUGCCUAGGGUUCAUGCAGGGUGAAUUUUGCUUUAUUUGGUGCUCCAAUAGAUUGUGAAUUAUUGAGGUCUUAACUGACCUUAGACAAUAGAAAGCAACUAGUGUUUUUAAAUGUCUUGAAAAGGUGCAUUGAUUUACACAACUAAGUGCAAGUUUAUAUUUUAAAUUUUGGGAUCUUUACAUCCAUUUUGACAAUCUUAUUUUGCCAUUGAUUCUGAUGGUAGUUCCAUGUAAAUCCUUGGCCUUGGCCCUUAGUUAUUUUUGUUCUCCUGAAGUUUGCACUUCAUUUGCUUUAUAAACCCAUUUUCUUGAUUCCCAAAUGACAUGCACAUUGUUAAAGGUCUGUAAUUUGCAGGUAGUUACGUAAAGAAAAUUGACAGCAAAAUACUGCUUUGAUAUUCAAAGGUGGGUGAAGUAUGAGAAGAACAUAAAUGCUUUAUAAAAUUUAUAGAUUGGAUUGAUUGACCUAGAAAUCCAUCCUUCCUCAGUAAUACUGGUAGUGUUAAAUGUCGUAACUACUGUUAUAGUCUGCCUCAGAUUCUUUCCAUUCUCCAGUGAGCAUAUAUAAUAGAGCUGGGGUGCCUAAGACUGUUGUACAGUAUUGUAUUUGUCAAUGUGGAGAGGUGAGCAAGUUUGUAAAUCUGGCGGGAGCAAAGGAUGUUGGGAAUGGUGAGGGUGGAGCGCUGCUGGAGGGGUGUAAGAGAGGUGGCAGAGAAGGAUUGCCAGGGGAGGACACACCCAGCCCUGAGGCACCAGGCAAGGUCUUUUUGAUUCUAAGCAAUUGGUUUAUUUCAUUACAGAAUGUUUGUCUGAUGCUUCCCUCGCCUUCCUGCUUUUCCCAACCAUGACUUGCCUCUCCCUGCAUCCUUCCCACUCUCAGUCCACAAUAAAGAACCAUAUCAGAAUCAGAUGUGUCAUCACUCACAUAUGCUAAGAUUAUUUUCCUCUGGCAACAAUACAUAAAAUCACCACAGUGCUGUGCAAAAGUUUUAGGCACCCUAACUGUAUACACGCAUCACACGAUACGUAUGGUAUGUUUGCAGUAUUUCAUCCAACAGACCAGUCAUCACCUGUGGUUAAUCGUUCAUCUCCAAUCAGUGUUCUGCCCUUCCAUCAUGUUUCUGCCUUAGAGUGUUGAAGGUCCCAGGAAAAUUACCACUCUCCAUUUCCGCUAAUAAUGAGUCUGGUCAUUUGGAACAUUGUUCCAUUUACUUUUUCCAUGACAGCUUUUGACACUUUCCAGCAGUAUAAAAGAUAAAUAUUGACAGAUCAAGUAAGCGUACAAAUGGCUUUUGUUAAACUAAUGCCUUAAGCCUUUAAUGUUUGGAGAUGACUCAGAGUGGCAAUUGCAUUCGAUUCCAUUGUUUGUGUCAUAUCCUGUACAGUUCACUACAGAUGUCUCAUGAAGCCUAGCCUUAAUCCAAGGACCACAAUGGCCUUAAUCACUGCUACAACCCAGCAGCAGUAGACUCAGUGCUGCCAUCAACAACUAUUUCACAUUUUAUGGAAAGCAAAGUGAACUCUUACUAUGACAAUACCUGCAAAACAGAUUACAGUAUGCUGAAGCCAAGACCCACUUCAGGCAGGUAGGAGAUGGUUAGAAUCAGAGUGGUCAGAAUAAAUGCAAAAUUGAAUUAUAAGUAGGGGCUCCCUAGGGGGGUCCUUAGGCCCUUCGGUUAAUGGUAAAACUCCAUGUCAUCACAAGUUUGGGAACCACAGGGUUAGAGUUAUUUUGUAGGAAUUCAGUCGAAGAACUGGGUAACGUUGGCAGGUGUGUAGGGCUUGGAAGCUUUGUCAUUUUCCACACUCAGUGGAGAAUUUAAGCAUGAAAGUUGUUUCUUGUAGUUUGCUCUGCAUGUUCUCAAAAUAAAUGUAAGCUCCAGAGGAGAACUGAUUUGUUUUUUUUGGUUUGGUCACACUUCUCUCAAGUUUAAUGGUGAAGAGCGCAGUGAAUUUAAAAUUAAUUUGCUUUGAGAAAUCAAUCUUGAUGGGCAUUCUGUAGUAGUAUUGUGUUAAUAUUUCUUCAAACAUGAUUGAGCAGUUAUGGUCAGGUUAAAUCUGGCAAAUCUGCGCCAUAGAAUCAUAUCAUUCAUAUCAAAAUGAACUGUUGACUUAUUAGCAUUUCUUUCUGUAAACAAGCAGCAGUGACUGCUACAUUACAGUCUAAAUCAUGAUAAUAAAUCUACUUGAAUGGACCUGCAUGGAGCUAAGUCCCAUGUAGCUCUGGACUGCCUUGUUCAGUGAAUCAGUUGAUACCUUCCUGGAAGUCACACAAAAUAUGACAGUGACUUCCUAUGUGUGUUCAAUUCUGUUUUAAAAUGCAGAAGUGACAAUCAUAAUUGAUGUAAAUUAUUAUCAUUUCACUUACUUAAAGAACAUUUUCUUCUCCCGGUAAUGUACGUUGGGUUUAAUUCAGCAAACCUGGUUUUGAAUUUGAAAACAAAGAGCCAGAAUAUCUAUCAGGAUCAGCAGGAAAAAGAUUAUUUUCAGAUUUCUUUUUUCAAGAUCCUCCUUAGUUUGCCAAGUUUUAAAUUUUACCAUCCUGGCAGAUUCACUGUAUAUUUUCAACAGCGGAGAUGUCCUUUAAACUAUGGUUCAAUAUGUCAUUCCUAAUACAACUCCAGCUCUUCAUUAACACACAAGUGGCCAUCACAGUUUGCACUGUAAAAUAAGAAUGGAAUGAUACAAAUUAGGCUUUUGUAAACAGGAUAUAAACUGAAGCACAGAGUGUAUUGUUUCACUGGAUUCAUUCCGAAGCCCUUUAUUGUAAAAUAUUGGGAAAUGAUUCUAUUGAGGUUAUUACGCACUGUUUUUGGGAGAUGUAUUCUGCCACUGUUGCUAUGUUCUUCCAUGGAUGAGCACAAUUAGUAAAUGUACUUGUUCAAGUCCUCUAAGAUUGUUCAUCAGUUUUUGUUCAUGUGUUACUUUUGCUUUAUUGUCGUCAUGAUUCUGAUUAGAUUUUUGCAAAUGCACUUUAAGACUAGUGCUUUCAUUUCAGUUAUCUUGUAAAGAAAUUUUUUUAUGUAGAAGACUGCAAAUUUUUAUUGUCAGUAAUGUAUUUGAAUAAAUUUAUUUGCUUA
Hypanus sabinus (Atlantic stingray) is the source of this 7681-nucleotide messenger RNA. RefSeq names its product alpha-1,3-mannosyl-glycoprotein 4-beta-N-acetylglucosaminyltransferase C-like. Gene Ontology annotation, biological process: protein N-linked glycosylation. The transcript has 4 exons. Gene Ontology annotation, molecular function: acetylglucosaminyltransferase activity. Lineage: Eukaryota; Metazoa; Chordata; Chondrichthyes; Myliobatiformes; Dasyatidae. The record is from RefSeq and is a predicted model, not a curated record. The coding region runs from base 709 to 2118 and encodes 469 amino acids.